Rhagoletis zephyria (snowberry fruit fly) is the source of this 6027-nucleotide messenger RNA. RefSeq names its product adaptor related protein complex 3 subunit ruby (gene rb). NCBI's taxonomy places the organism in Eukaryota, Metazoa, Arthropoda, Insecta, Diptera, Tephritidae. The record is from RefSeq and is a predicted model, not a curated record. Gene Ontology annotation, biological process: vesicle-mediated transport; intracellular protein transport. Gene Ontology annotation, cellular component: membrane coat; AP-3 adaptor complex.
AAACUUUCUCUAGAGAUGACAGCAGCCAGGAAACGUCAUCAAAUUUGCAGCGAAGGAAAAGUGCGAAAGUGUGAAUUCUUUGAAAAAUAUUUAGUUUUUCAGGCAGAUUAACUGCAAAAUUAAAAGUAAAUGGUAGAAAGUGUUCUUGUUCGCGCCCGUAACUUAAAUCCUAAAAUAAUACUGACGCCGGUUCAACAAAAACUCAGUUUUCCCAACUUUUUGCUACUAUCGCCAUACGCCCCCAAACAGAUUGGUAAAUCUUUAUACAGCAUUUCUCCAUUGUCAGAGCGCUGUGAAUGAUCUCUUCCGCCUCACCAGUUGGUCUGUUCGGAAGCGUAUACAACAGCCGAAACAGCAGUAGUAUCAAUACCAUGCAACAACAAUCCAGCGCCUCCGGCAGCAGCCCAUUUGCCGCCUAUUCAUCCUCUUCAUCCAGCCCACAAAUGGGCUUAGAUGUUGAAUUCGGUGCUGAUCCUGCGAGCGGCGCAUUCUUUCAAAGUGAAGGACGUAAACAUGAUGAUCUCAAACAGAUGUUGGACAGCAAUAAAGACGGACUGAAGUUAGAAGCCAUGAAACGCAUCAUCGGCAUGAUAGCGCGUGGUCGUGAUGCAAGCGAUUUAUUUCCAGCUGUUGUGAAAAAUGUGGUUUCCAAAAAUAUUGAAGUCAAAAAAUUGGUGUACGUAUAUUUAGUGCGCUAUGCUGAAGAGCAGCAAGACUUGGCCUUGCUCUCAAUAUCAACAUUCCAACGCGCAUUAAAAGAUCCAAACCAAUUGAUACGUGCCUCAGCUUUGCGUGUACUUUCGUCCAUACGUGUCAGCAUGAUUGUACCCAUUGUUAUGUUAGCUAUACGUGACAGCGCUAUGGAUAUGAGUCCAUAUGUACGUAAGACAGCGGCACAUGCCAUACCGAAAUUGUACUCGCUGGAUCCAGAGCAGAAAGAUGAAUUAGUGACGGUUAUUGAAAAGUUACUGUCCGAUCGCACAACGCUCGUGGUUGGUUCUGCGGUAAUGGCGUUUGAUGAGGUCUGCCCGGAGCGUGUGGAUCUAAUACACAAAAAUUACCGUAAGCUCUGUAACCUGCUGGUUGAUGUUGAUGAAUGGGGUCAGGUUAUAAUUAUCAAUAUGUUGACACGCUACGCUCGCACCCAAUUCGUCGAUCCGAACGUUGACGAGCCAGUCGACGACAAUGGUAAGCAGAACCAAGAUGGUGGCGCCGCUGGGGAAAAUUUCUACGAAGAAUCGUCAAGUGGUGACUCCUCCGAAGGCAGUGGUAAAGAAAAACGGCAGAAAAACAAACGAAAAAACAAGUCUGACGCAACGAAAGAGCGCACAUUUUCAUCAUCCUCAUCGUAUCAUGUGGAUUUAGACCAUCGUCUGCUCUUGCGUCAAACAAAGCCGUUGUUGCAGUCGCGCAACGCUUCGGUGGUCAUGGCUGUGGCACAGCUAUAUCAUCACGUGGCGCCGCGCAACGAAGUGCAAGUAAUAGCUAAAGCGCUAAUACGCUUGCUGCGCUCGCAUAAGGAGGUACAAAGUGUUGUGCUCACAUGCAUUGCAUCGAUGUCGACCAAACGCAAAGCCAUUUUCGAGCCACACAUCAAGUCGUUUUUUGUACGCACUAGCGAUCCCACGCACAUCAAGCUACUUAAACUGGAUAUACUAACGAAUCUUGCAUCAGGGUCAACUAUUGCGCUGAUUUUACGAGAAUUCCAAACAUACAUUUCCAGUAGCGAUCGGUCGUUCGUGGCAGCCACAAUACAGGCGAUUGGACGUUGUGCUGCCUCCAUAAAGGAAGUGACCGAAACUUGUCUCGGCGGGUUGGUACACUUGCUAUCAAAUCGUGAUGAACACGUCGUCGCAGAGAGUGUGGUAGUAAUAAAGAAUUUACUGCAGUCCAAGUCCGCCGAGCACUACGAAAUCAUCUCACAGAUGGCAAAGUUGAUUGAUUAUAUAACCAUACCAGCGGCACGCGCUUCAAUUUUAUGGCUCAUUGGUGAAUACAAUGAAAAAGUGCCGAAGAUAGCGCCCGAUGUGCUGCGCAAAAUGUCCAAAACCUUUGUGGAUGAGGAGGAUGUCGUCAAGCUGCAAAUUCUCAAUCUCGGCGUAAAGCUUUUCCUCACUAAUCCUGAACAGACUUCGCUACUCAGCCAGUAUGUAUUCACUUUAGCUCGCUACGAUUCCAACUACGAUGUGCGCGAUCGCGCACGCUUUUUGCGUCAAUUCAUUUUCCCAUCCAAUGGGAAAACCACCGUACUCUCGGAAAAUGCGCGCAAGAUUUUUCUCUCCGCGAAACCUAAGCCAGCGCUGGAGAGCAAGUAUUGCGAGCGCGAUCAUUUCCAACUCGGCUCGCUUUCCCAUUAUUUGAAUAUGCGCGCCACAGGCUAUAAAGAUUUGCCGCCAUUCCCCACUGAGGCGACCGAUACUUCUGUGCGUAACAUCGAAGGCUAUAUGCACGAGACCACUGCUGCCACUGCAAGCACCAGCGGCGCGGCAGCAAGCGGUGUAGCCACACGUACGCCACAGAAGCAAGGCGAUAAGAGCGCGCAUACAACUAAUGACAAGAAUUUCUUAUCGGAGUCGGAAAAGUCUUCCGCUUACUCGGAGUCUGGCUCCAGCAGUAGCUCUUCGUCCUCAUCAUCGAGUGAUGGUGAAUCCUCUGAAUCAGAAAAGGGGCAAGUGAAUGAUGUGGCUGCUGCAAAGCCCAAAAUACAGUCAACAGGUAGUGAGCCCAAGUCUGAUACUACCACUGUACUGGUAAAUAAGACAGCCAGCAAUGGCAAUAAUAAUGUGCACCUGAAUGUCAACAAUAACGGCGAUAAUGACUCGGGUACUUCCGAUAGCGAAUCUUCAUCGUAUGGCUCAUCUGAAAGCAGCACAGGUAGUGGCUCGGAAUCUGAAGAUGGUUCAGAAAGUUCCGAGUCGGAGACGGAGAGCGAAAAGCAACGCAAAUUUCAGCGUGUCAAAGAGAAGGCCAAGGAAACGAAAGCUAAAGAGAAGGAAAAGAAUGCGGUUGGGGACGAAGCGGCCGCAGCAGCAGCAGCACCGGUGAAAAGCAACCUGGAUCUGCUGCUAGACUUGGACGACAUACCGCCUGUUGGACCGGUAAUGACACCAUCGCUCGGCGGUUUCCUAACGCCUGCUACACCCUUAGGCGGCGCUGUUGGCCUGCUACCCGUCAGCGCUGCCAACCGCAUCGAACUCGUCGGCCCCUCACACAUCGAAUUCAAGCAUCGCGAACUGCUUAAUAAACUCUCUGGACACGGACUUCAAGUGAGCUACCGCUUUACACGCGGGCCACAUUUAUAUUCUUCCGCCAUGGUCUCCAUCGAACUGCAAUUUAUUAAUCUCUCUAGCACUGAAAUAACCAAUAUUCAUCUUAGCCAACAAACGCUGCCAGCUGGCAUGAAUCUCAAUGAGUUUGCACCUCUGCAGUGCUUGCAACCGCAACAAAUGGGCACUAGUGUGCUCGGCAUAGACUUCAAUGACUCCAUACAUGCCGUUGAGUUGGAAAUCACCAGUAGCGCCGGCAAGUCACGUGUCACACUCAAGCCACCGGUCGGUGAGCUAGUGCGCUCAGUGCAAAUUGGCGAGUCAUACUUCAAGGAAGAGCGCACCAAAUUGCGUGGCAUGAAUGAACAUCAGAGUCGCUUGCAGCUGCGACGGGAUGCAGUCGAUGUGGCAGCAUUGAAGAAACGCAUAUUCGAAUGCAUUAAUGUGGCGCCUAUUGCGACGAGUGAGGGCAAUAAUGAGCUGCUUUACUUUGCGGGCCAAACUAUGAACUCGAGAAGUCUGGUGUUAAUUACUUUGGACUGGCAGACAUCACAUGGCGAGCAGUUGGCUUUGAUGGUGAACUGUGAGAAAAUGGUGAUUGGCUCGAUGGUGUUGAAUGAGUUGCGGAAUGCGCUCAGCUUGGCUUUUCAGUGUUAGGAAUGGGUUGACCUGAAGGCAAAACUUUAACUGAAAUGAAAGUUUUUUUUAUAUGAUUUGUAUUUUAAGAAAAAGUUUAAUGAACAAAUUUGCUAUCAAAAACCAAACUCUGUUUCGGCUCCUUAUCGUCUAGCAUGCGCUCCUAAUUUUCGACGAAAUUGCUGAGCAAAAAAUAUUAAAUUAUAGCAUAAAAUGAUAAACCCUUUUUAUUUACGAUGUCUUAUUUCGGACGCGCCGAUUGAAGUAUACUUAAAAUUUGAAACUUUAAAAUAAGAGCAAACGUUUAAUUUACGACUAUUUUUUAGUGUUUAGGCUAUAAAAUUUUAAACCGAACUCUCAACGAAUACUUGUAUCUUGAUUUGCAAAAAAGGUAUGAAAAUCAAGCGCUGUUUUGAAAAGUACUUAAGAAAAAAUAUAUUUUUAUUUUUUGAUCGAUAUUUUUCUUAUUUUUUUGUAGCGAAAACAAUUGCUGAUUAUGAGUGAAAUAAAUGAAAUAAAAAGAAAAACUAUACAGCAAUAGGCCUCUGAGACUUAGCACGUCUUUUACAAGCGGCAUAGGAAAUCUGGAAAUUGCAGGUUGGCUGCAUGAGGUAAUGGUACUAGAGGCAUUGUUAUGCAUAUUACCUUAUCCGAUGGAAUAUGCAUGAAAGUGUACUUCAAAAACUUUAGAAAACGUUCGAUAGACAAGAAAUCAUAAGCUCUUGUAUUAUGACAUUCAUAAGCUUACAGCGCUUGAUUUAAAUAUAAAAAUCUCCGAAAUUAUUCGGAGUGUUGCUGGGGUGACCGCUGUGGUUGCUUUUAAAUAUGGUUCGAUUUGGACACUCGUCAAAAUGGUCGCAUAUUUGUCAUGAAAUUUGUUCUAACACAGUCCUUUUCACACGAUUCUACUAAAAACAAAAAUAUGUCAGUAGGCAAAAUAACUGGCAUUCUAUAAAAGUUUAAACAAUCUAAAAGUUCAAAAGUUUAUAAGGAAUCGUCAUACAGAACUGUACAAAUAUCCAAAAGCUUAAACAAAAAUGGAUACAGAAGUUAUUAAAUAGGUGACUCUUAAACUCGGAACUUGGAAGAUUUUCAUCCAUGUUCUGACGGCUCAUCCAAACUUUUGAGACCUUCGAGGGUUCUUUAAGAUUAAGGGAACAUCUCUAAAUAAAAUAUUACUGCAAAUAUGUUGAGAGCUCACUGUAAAAUAAACUUUCAGAAGCAAAGCUCCAAUAAAUAAAAAUAAAGUUUAAAUGAUUUAAAAAAAUUAACUGAUUAAAAAAUAGACUACACCCACUACCAUAAGGAUUGCUAAUCGCUUAAAGCUUAAUGCACACACCUUACUUCAAUGGAAUGGCAACAUUUUUUUUUUUCAAGAGCGAGCAUCCUACAUAUGGUGCUUGUAGAACUAAAUGUGCCUAUUUAAAUGUAGCGCGAGGUAUAAUAUAAAAUUCAACGUCCAGCCAAUAUUAUUGCAAUGAUAAAUCAUCAUAGUAAGCUAAAUAAAGCGUAAGCAAAGAUAAUUGCCAAAUUUCUGCCAGCAUAAAAAACGAUUAAUAUUAAACACUUCUAAAUACUAGGGCUGGGAGUUCUAUCCGUAUUUUUUCAAUUUCCGGAUGUUCGAAUAUCUGGUUAAAGAAUCCGAUUAACAAAAUGAACGGAUAUUAAGCGUACGUAAGAACAGCAUAAAAAACGGAUAUUAGCCAUAUAUUCGGAUAAUAAAAAAUGGCGGAUCCCAACGUAUAUGCGAAUUUUAUACGAAUAUACGAAGGCAUAUCCAUAUAUAUGGAUAGUCCCAGCACUACUAAAACUAAAAAAAAAAUUGUUUUUAUGCUCCGAAAAAAAAAUUAAAAGAAUACGUAUCUUUAUCUAAACUACUCUGCUGUUGUAAAUCUGUUGCCUUUAUGUGUAUUUGUAAAUGGUCAAAAUAAAUAUAUACAAAGAUUUUAGAUGUAUGUUCGCGCAUUUAUAAGCUAUGCAUUGUGUCUGCAUAUUCUGAAAGCAAAAGCAAAUUUAACUUGUGAGGCCUUUUCUUGCUCUAUAACAUUAAUCGAAACGCAAAUUUGUGUGCAAUGUAUAAAAAAAAAAAUAAAUAAAUAAAUACUAAAACUUCAGCAAAACGUCA